UAUAUUCCCCACUCAUUAAUUUUUUUUUUUAACAGAAGACGAGCAGCUUCAGCCAAAAGGAGAAGACAAGUAGCUUCGACCAAAACGAAACAGCAUCAGCAAUGGAGUUUUUCCAGAAAGCUAAAGCUAUUCGAAUGCGUAACAGCCACAACAAGUAUCUAUCAGCAGACGACGACGGAGAAACAGUGACUCAAAACAGAAACGGUUCAACCAAAAACGCUCAGUGGACCGUCGAACCGGUUCCCGAUUCAUACACUGUAAUCCGUCUUAAAAGCUGUUACGGUAAAUACCUAACCGCUUCAAACGAGCGGUUCUUGCUCGGAGGCACGGGGAAGAAGGUGGUUCAGUUAAAACCGAGUGGACCCGACUCGUCUGUUGAGUGGGAACCGGUGAGAGAAGGCUCCAAGAUCAAGCUCAAGACGAGAUACGGUAACUAUCUAAAAGCUAACGGUGGUCUUCCUCCGUGGAGAAACUCCGUCACGCACGAUAAUCUUCAUUUGUCGGCUACUCAUGAUUCCAUCUCGUGGGAUGUUGAUGUUGUUGAGUUCCUGAUCAAUCCUCAAGUGACGGCGGAGACAGAGCAGCCUCUGGAGCAUAGGAGGACAUCACAUUCGAGAACGUCCUCUCUUUCACUGAGAUGUGAUCAAAGUUCGGUUGUGUAUCCACCAAAAUCGGGUGGGAGAACGAUUUACUACCAUAUAGUUGAUGAUGAAGGACACGUGGGAGAUGAAUCAACCGUUGGAUAUGCUUGCACAUUUAAAGGGAACAGCGUGGCCGAGCUAACUCAGACGCUGCGAGAAGAAACGUGCUUGGUGGAUGCUGUGGUGUGCACUCGCAGUCCAUUAGAUGGCAAGCUGUUUCCCCUCUGUUUGCAACUUCCUCCUAACAGUGGAACAUUGCAUGUCGUUUUAGUACCUUUCUGUGCUAGCAUCUAGACGUGAAGUAGAAAAAGAAUCUACCAGGGUCAAAAUUUACAUAUGCAAAAUUACUCAACUAAUGAAGGUGGUCAGACCAUGAGAAUUUAAACAAUUAAUCAAAAUAUAUAACAAUUAUAUGCAUAUAUUAUAUCAAAUUCAAAAUUUCACAGGGGUCAAACUGACCCAUGUGAUCCUUCGUUGGCUCCGCCACUGAGUAUUAGUAUCCCAUAUUGUUGUAAAUGUAAUGUUUUCCUAGUAAGCAGUUGCAAUCGUUUUUAUUCUCA
Messenger RNA from Brassica napus (rape), 1201 nucleotides. RefSeq lists its product as uncharacterized. NCBI's taxonomy places the organism in Eukaryota, Viridiplantae, Streptophyta, Magnoliopsida, Brassicales, Brassicaceae. The record is from RefSeq and is a predicted model, not a curated record. The transcript has 2 exons. The coding region runs from base 102 to 935 and encodes 277 amino acids.